Penicillium brasilianum is the source of this 572-nucleotide messenger RNA. The record is from the annotation of a GenBank genome assembly. Lineage: Eukaryota; Fungi; Ascomycota; Eurotiomycetes; Eurotiales; Aspergillaceae.
CCUCGCACAUACAUCAGAUGUAUAUCUAGCCUUUGAAGGGUUGACAUCUCAGCAAUAGCUUGAAAUGACAUGAGAUUGUCACUAUGCGCCAAUCAUUAAGCCUCCUGGCGGCAAUUUCCCGCACAACACCCUCAAAACUGAAGAAGCCAGCAGUCAGUCUAGAUCAUUUUAUCCAGAGGCAAAGGGUACUAUCACUAUGGCGUGAGAUUGUGCGAGCAUUGUACAAAGCCCCGCCUUCUCCGACAAGGGAUGAGCUGCGCUCAUAUGCUCGGCACGAAUUUGAGCGGAACCGUGAAGUUUCGGAUUUGUCUCACAUACGCUAUCUAAUCUCGACAGGGAAAGCUGAAUUCGAGACUAUGAGGCGCUACAUCGACGAGCAGAUUGCUAGGUGAUUCUUGUCAUUUCAAACGCUUAAUAUCCAUGUUAGAUUAUUGUACAUUAUCAUAGAAAACUACUUCUGAGCAAUCCGUGCCAGGGUAUCAAAUCAUCCCUCAUUUCUCAUUCCUCCCAAAUUUAGCAUGCGACCUCGGCGAAGUCUAGCGGUGCCAGUGGCCUUCACGGACGGGUCCUGU